AUGGCUUCAGUAUUACAGGUUUCAAUUCGGCGUACGAUAGCUAAUGCCUCAUCAGCAUCGCUGAAGGUGCCAGCCCGCCAAAUCGCUUCAUCGAAGCCCGCAUUCUCUCGGUCUUCCCUGGUCGGCAGUAGAGGGUUGACGUCAAUUCCACAAUGUCGCAUGACAGUAGCAGCAUCAGGCCGCUUGACCAAUACAACCCAACAACAGACCCAGUACCUAAAGAUUCAAAGACGUUGGAACAGUGAUGGGUCUGGUACACUUCGGCGCUGGGGAUUCGAAGAGGUCAACGCUGCUCUUCCAAGCGACUCGUCUUCUUCACCCUCCCACAAGCCCGCCAUCUUCAUCGAUGUCCGCGAGCCGGCUGAGCUAAAAGGCACCGGCGUCAUCCCCAGCGCUAUCAAUAUCCCGCUCGCCUCGCAGGCGGACGCGAUAUUCCUUACUGACGAUGAGUUCGAAACUCGCUUUGGAUUCCCAAAGCCCCCCAUGGAAGGAGACUCGCAGCUUGUCUUUUAUUGCAAGGCGGGCGUACGGGCAGAGACUGCGGCGCAAAUGGCUGUGCAGGCGGGCUAUGAUCCGGAGCGGGUAGCGGUCUACUAUGGAAGUUGGUUGGAUUGGGCGAAGAAUGGGGGUAAGGUCGAGAAGUGGGAGGGUGAUGACUUCUAG
Penicillium chermesinum is the source of this 663-nucleotide messenger RNA. RefSeq names its product rhodanese-like domain-containing protein. NCBI's taxonomy places the organism in Eukaryota, Fungi, Ascomycota, Eurotiomycetes, Eurotiales, Aspergillaceae. The coding region runs from base 1 to 663 and encodes 220 amino acids. The transcript is spliced from 2 exons. Gene Ontology annotation, cellular component: mitochondrion. The record is from RefSeq and is a predicted model, not a curated record. Gene Ontology annotation, molecular function: thiosulfate-cyanide sulfurtransferase activity.